CCAUAUUCAUCGACUCGACUCGACCCGACCCGACCCGGUUUCCCCAUCUCAGGAUGGUGGUUUGGAUACAACGAAAACGAAAACCCUUCUCCAUUUCCAAUUGCUCCUCCUCCUCAAUCCAUGAAUCCGUGAUUGAUUCUUCUGCAACAAAGGGUUAUUCUUCAUGAAUGGGCUCUUUCGCCGCGCCGCCGCCGCACGAUUCCCUUUCACAAUGAUCCGAUCAGCGGCCACAGCCACGCCGCCGCCAUUGCUGUCCGCGUGCCAGUCUUCGCUGUUUCUCAUUUCUUCAUUAAUCAAGCACUUCCCCUAUUCUGUCGCAUCGGAGACCGUUCCUCCAUUGGAUCUCCCGGCGGCCGACGUUUCCUCUCAGCUUUUCUCGCUUUUGUCCGAACCGAAUUGGCAGAAGCACCCUUCCUUGAGGAAAUUGAUCCCGGCCAUAUCUCCGUCUCUAUUCUCCUCAUUCCUCGCUCAGCAUCCCCAUCUCAAUCCACAAAUUGCCCUCAAUUUCUUCAAUUUUCUCUCCCUGAUACCCACAUUCAAACCCAACGUCCAAGCCCAUGCUUCUCUGUUGCGAAUUUUGGUUAGGAACAAAUCAUUUCGGAACGCGGAGAAAAUUAGGGUAUUAAUGGUGAAGUCAUGCGAGACUGAGGAUGACGCGAGCUUAGCAUUGGCUAUUGUGCGAGGGCUAAACCGCGGCGAUGAUGCUGAUUUAAGGUUUAGACUCAGCCUUAGGUCUUAUAACAUGCUUUUGAUGUCACUGGCACGAUUUGUGAUGAUCAGUGACAUGAAAUCUGUUUACAGGGAGAUGCUGGAUGAUAAGGUUUCCCCCAAUAUAUACACAUUUAAUACCAUGAUUAAUGCUUAUUGUAAACUGGGUAGUGUGGCUGAGGCCGAGUAUUAUUUGAGUAUGAUUUUGCAGGCACGUUUGAAGCCGGACACACAUACUUAUACUUCAUUUGUUUUAGGACAUUGUAGGAGAAAUGAUGUCGAUAGUGCAGUGAAAGUUUUCUUGAGUAUGCAGCAAAGGGGUUGUAGGAGGAAUGAGGUUACUUAUAAUAACUUGAUGCACGGCCUGUGUGAAGCCGGAAAGGUGGAUGAGGCGAUGGGUUAUUUUUCACUAAUGGGAGAAGAUAAUUGCAUACCUAAUGUUAGAACCUACACGAUUCUAAUUGACGCUUUGUGCAGCUCUGGUAGGAGGUUGGAGGCUUUGAGCUUGUUUGAGGAGAUGAAGGUGAAGGGUUGCGAGCCUAAUAAUCACACUUACACUGUGAUUAUUGAUAGUUCGUGUAAAGCCAGUAUGCUUGAUGAAGCGAAGGAAAUGCUGUUUGCAAUGAUAGAUCGUGGGAUGGAUCCUACGGUAGUUACCUAUAAUGCUUUGAUUAAUGGGUAUUGCUUGAAGGGUAUGGUUGAUGCUGCUUUAGACGUGUUUGACAUGAUGAAGACGAAAAAAUGCAAUCCAAAUGAGCGUACUUAUAAUGAGUUAAUAUCUGGGUUUUGUGUGUCGAGAAAAGUGCACAAGGCAAUGGCUCUUCUCGAUAAGAUGCUUGAGCAGAAGCUUUCUCCAGAUAUUGUCACUUUUAACCUUUUAGUGUAUGGACAAUGUGUUGAAGGGGAUACAGACAAUGCUCUUCGUGUCAUCAAGUUAAUGGAGAAGAGCCAUGUCGUUCCUGAUCAGUUAACAUAUGGGCCUAUCAUAAAUACAUUAUGUGAAAAGGGUAGCAUUGACAAGGCACAUGAUUUAGUUGAAUCUCUCAAAGAGAAGGGCGUAAAGGUAAAUGAGAUUAUCUAUACGACACUGAUUGAUGGAUAUUGUAAUGUGGACAAAAUUGACUCUGCCCUAGCAUUGUUUGAAAGAAUGCCUGCAGAAGGGUGCCUUCCAAAUUCAUACACUUACGACGUGCUAAUUAAGGGAUUUUGCAAAGUGCGAAAAGUACCUGAGGCUUUAAAACUUAUUGAGAGAAUGGUUGAGGAUGGAGUGAAACCAACAGUUGUUUCUUACUCCAUGCUCAUUGACCAUAUGUUAAAAGAGUUUGACUUUGAUGGUGCUAAUAGGGUUUUGAAUGAUAUGAUCACUCAGGGACAUAGCCCUGAUGUAUGCACGUACACUUCAUUCCUUCUUGCUUAUUUCAACUGUGGAAUGUUGAAGAAGGUGGAGGACGUGAUGGCUAAGAUCAAACAGGGUGGGCUCCAACCAGAUAUGAUUGCUCACACAGUUCUAAUUGAUGGAUACGGGCGUUUGGGAUUUUUAGAUAUGGCUUUCGAUGCAUUCAAGUCUAUGGUUGAUGCUGGGCAGGAGCCAUCUUCUUAUACCUAUUCAGUCUUAGUAAAGCAUCUGUCACAGAAGAAACUAAUCAGUGGAGAUGCAGGGCAUGAGGAGCACAGUAAUGGCUCCAUUAAUAUUGGCGAUGUCUGGAAAAUUAUGGAAUAUGAUACAGCAGUUGAGCUCUUUCGAAAAAUGGAAGAGCACGGGUGCCCACCUAGUGUAAAAACUUAUGCUGCACUCAUUACUGGACUCUGCAGAGAAGGGCGUCUGGAAGAAUCCUGGAAGUUGGUGGAUCAUAUGAAACAACAUGGGAAGUUUCCUGAUGAAGAAACAUAUAACAAACUAGUAAUUUGUUGCUGUAACAAGAAAUUGUAUGAGAAAGGGAUGAAUUUACUCGAUGCCAUGCUCAAACUUGGAUUUGUACCUGAAAUAAAAUGUUACAAGCAGCUUGUUUGUGGGUUGUACAUCACAGGGAAUGAUGAGAAGGCUAAGACAACCUUCUUUAGGCUACUUCACUCUGGUUACAAUUAUGAUGAAGUUGCUUGGAAAGUUUUAAUCGAUGGCUUGCUGAAACGGGGCUUAGUUACUCAGUGCUCUGAGCUGGUCAGUCUCAUGGAAAAAGAUGGUUGCACAGUUUCUUCUCAAACUCAUGUGAUGUUAGUACAGGGGAUUCUUGAUGAAAGUCAUGGCACAUAGAGCUGAUGGAACUGCAUGUGAGUGUGUGGCUUUUGCUCUGAGUUCGGACCAAGUCUAGGGCUUUGGGUUGCCCGAACAGAUGUCUCUGCCUUUUAUCACUUUUGUAUGCUGGUUCUGUAGAUCUGCUGCUACCCUUUGCCAUAAUGCUGUUGAUGACUUUUAGUUAUCGGUCAAAAAGGGUCAGGACAGAGACCAGAGUACAUCCUAAUCAAAUGUGAGUCAGGGGAGAACAUAAAUAUCGGCACAGCUUAUUGUGCCAUCCCUCCUUGCUGAUAAAGAGAUUUGUAUUCGCUUCUAUAUUCUUGAUCAAACACGGAAGCAAUGCCAUAAGAAGAGUGCUAAGGUGGAAAAACAAGCAACAGCAGUUGACGCAUUUCAGUUUUGGACCUUCCAUUGAAGAUGAAGGUGCACGCAGUAGUGGCUUGUUGAUUAUUUGGCUGCAGUUUGGCAACUUCAGGUCAUUUUUUGCUGCAAUUGCCACCAUCUUUAGAUUUCCGGGAAGCAGAAAGCCUUGAAUUAUGCAGUUUGAUAGCUCAUCAUAUGGUAAUCGAUUUCUUUGUACACGGUCUAUACUAAAUUGGUAGAUGAUGAUGACGACGACGAUGAUGAUAGAUACACACACAAGUGGAUUAACUUAUAUGAAAAUCUUACAAAAUUCAUUUCCAUUGCAUGUAACAACAUAUCAUUGAUAUUUGUGACGGUUGCCUGCGACAAACUUCAGAAUAAUUGCAUCAAGUAUGCAAACAUGAGCUGAAGUGUAAAUUUACACUUAAGUAGGUGUUCUUGUUUGGUAUAAAGGAGUCGUAUUUUGAA
This is a messenger RNA of Andrographis paniculata, 3772 nucleotides long. Its product is annotated as pentatricopeptide repeat-containing protein At5g65560. Bases 164 to 2959 code for a protein of 931 amino acids. Gene Ontology annotation, molecular function: protein binding. The record is from RefSeq and is a predicted model, not a curated record. The transcript is spliced from 4 exons. Lineage: Eukaryota; Viridiplantae; Streptophyta; Magnoliopsida; Lamiales; Acanthaceae.